GCAUCUGUACUCUGAAAUGCAGUAAUUUGUAUGUGAAUGCAUCUUCCUUCUUGCAGGAGAGGAUUCUAAUAACUCAGUGUCAAAGCCAAGAUACAGACUCAACCGCUUCUCUUCUAAAAGCUUCUCCUUACAACAUGGAAGCCAUCGCCAAGUUUGAUUUCACCGCCUCAGGCGAGGAUGAGCUGAGCUUUCACACUGGAGAUACUCUGAAGAUCUUAAGUAACCAAGAGGAGUGGUUCAAGGCAGAGCUUGGGAGCCAAGAAGGAUACGUGCCCAAGAAUUUUAUAGACAUCCAGUUUCCUGAAUGGUUUCACGAAGGCCUCUCGCGACACCAGGCAGAGAACUUACUCAUGGCCAAGGAGGUUGGUUUCUUCAUCAUCCGGGCCAGCCAGAGCUCCCCAGGGGACUUCUCCAUAUCUGUCAGGCACGAGGAUGAUGUUCAACAUUUCAAGGUCAUGAGAGACAGCAAGGGUAACUACUUCCUAUGGACAGAGAAGUUUCCAUCCCUCAACAAGCUGGUGGACUACUACAGGACAACUUCUAUCUCCAAACAGAAGCAGAUCUUCCUGAGGGAUAGGACGCGAGAGGACCAGGGUCGCCGGGGCAACAGCCUGGACCGAUGGCCCCAGGGAGGCCCACAUAUCAGUGGGGCUGUGGGAGAAGAAACCCGGCCUGCGAUGAACCGGAAGCUGUCGGAUCACCCACCGCCCCCUCCAUCACAGUAUCCCCCGGCCCCACCACCGGCACAGCAGCGGUACCUGCAGCAUCACCACUUUCACCAGGAGCGCCGUGGAGGCAGCCUUGACAUAAACGACGGACACUGUGGCCUGGGCAUGGGCAUGGGCAGCGAAAUGAAUGCCACCCUCAUGCACCGGAGACACACAGACCCAGUGCAACUCCAGGUGGCCGGGCGAGUGCGGUGGGCCCAGGCGCUGUACGACUUUGAGGCCCUGGAGGAUGACGAGCUGGGAUUCCGCUCCGGAGAGGUGGUCGAGGUCCUGGACAGCUCCAACCCGUCCUGGUGGACGGGCCGCCUGCACAACAAGCUGGGCCUCUUCCCUGCCAACUACGUGGCGCCCAUGAUCCGGUGAAGCUCUUCUCCGGGGUCGGAGGCUUGUGUCUGAGC
Messenger RNA from Myotis lucifugus (little brown bat), 1126 nucleotides. RefSeq names its product GRB2-related adaptor protein 2 (gene GRAP2). Gene Ontology annotation, cellular component: ESCRT-0 complex. The coding region runs from base 135 to 1091 and encodes 318 amino acids. Gene Ontology annotation, molecular function: protein binding. The transcript has 8 exons. NCBI's taxonomy places the organism in Eukaryota, Metazoa, Chordata, Mammalia, Chiroptera, Vespertilionidae. Gene Ontology annotation, biological process: protein transport to vacuole involved in ubiquitin-dependent protein catabolic process via the multivesicular body sorting pathway. The record is from RefSeq and is a predicted model, not a curated record.